Molecule: messenger RNA, 657 nt
Organism: Nymphaea colorata (pocket water lily)
Lineage: Eukaryota; Viridiplantae; Streptophyta; Magnoliopsida; Nymphaeales; Nymphaeaceae
Source: the annotation of a RefSeq genome assembly
AUGGGACAGAAAAUAAAUCCACUUGGUUUCAGACUUGGUACAACCCAAAGUCAUCGUUCCUUUUGGUUCGCACAACCAAAAAAUUAUUCCAAAGGUCUCCAGGAAGAUGAAAAAAUACGGGAUUGUAUCAAGAAUUAUGUACAAAAACAUAUGAGAAUAUCCUCAGGUUUUGAAGGAAUUGCACGUAUAGAUAUUAAAAAAAGAAUCGAUUUGAUCCAAGUCAUAAUUCAUAUUGGAUUCGCCAAUAUGUUAAUAGAGGGUCGAGCCCGAGGAAUCGAAGAAUUACAGACUAAUGUACAAAAAAGCUUUCAUUCUGUGAACCGAAGACUCAACAUUGCUAUCGCAAGAGUUGCAAGACCUUACGGGCAACCUAAUAUUCUUGCAGAAUAUAUCGCUCUGCAAUUAAAGAAUAGAGUUUCCUUUAGAAAGGCAAUGAAAAAAGCUAUUGAAUUAGCUGAACAAGCGGAUGCAAAGGGAAUUCAGGUACAAAUUGCAGGACGUCUCAAUGGAAACGAAAUUGCCCGCGUUGAAUGGAUUAGAGAAGGUAGGGUUCCCCUACAGACCAUUCGAGUGAAAAUUGAUUAUUGUUCCUAUCCAGUUCGAACUAUCUAUGGAGUAUUAGGGAUAAAAAUUUGGAUAUUUUUGGAUGAAGAGUAA